Molecule: messenger RNA, 8261 nt
Organism: Scophthalmus maximus (turbot)
Lineage: Eukaryota; Metazoa; Chordata; Actinopteri; Pleuronectiformes; Scophthalmidae
Product: nck-associated protein 5-like
Exons: 18
Coding region: 505-6309 (1934 amino acids)
Biological process (GO): microtubule bundle formation; microtubule depolymerization
Cellular component (GO): microtubule plus-end
Source: RefSeq, a predicted model, not a curated record
CUCAGAGCGUGUGUGUGAGUGUUAGUGAGAGAAAGCAUAGCACAGAGGGGAGAGCGUAUGUAGCGUGAAGGAAGAGGAGCGGUGCCGGGAGAGUCAAUGCAUGUCGCCAGAUUGAAGGAGAGACGCGGGAUGGUAGAGGACAGGAGCGACAAGGAGUCGGAUAAGAGGAGGCGAGGACCCUGAGGGGCAGGAAGGGAGCAGGGGAAAGAGGGGAGAGGAGGAGAGGCAGGUUUUUUGGUCUCAGUCAAAUCGAGAGGCAGGCAGGCAGGCAGGCAGGCAGGCAGGCAGGGAGCAGUGUCGAGCCAGUCAGUGGUGCAUUGUGGAUGUAAAACUUUAUCGUCUGCGGGAAUCGGUGGGUAGCAGCUGCAGAGCAGGAGGCAAGCGUGCCGGUGGAUUACCAUGUGUGUCCUCUGAGCGCACCAGGAUGCUGCAUCUCCACCGGGGGAAAAGCUGGCCGUGGCUCGCCUGCAGAGGGAAGUCGCACGGAGCAAGAGCGAAGGAACAAUGCGAGAAAAGCUGAUCCACGAGCUAGAGGAAGAGCGACGCCUGCGACUGGAGAGCGAGAAGCGUCUCCGGGAAGUGACAGAGGAGUCCGAGCUGGGCCGGGCGCAGAUGGUCUCGCUGCAGCAACAAUUCUCCAGGAUGGAAGAGACGGUGCGGACGCUGCUGCAGAAUCAGGGCGUCCUGGAGCAGACUGCGGUGGACACGGUGGACAUCAUGAAGGCCUACAAGGAUAAACUCUCGGAGGAAGUGCAGAAACAGCACGGCGGCCCCGACGAGAACGGCUGCCUGCCGGCCAAUCGAGCGGAGCCGGAACCCGGGCCUCUGCCAACCGCCGAUCCCGAUGCCAGCCAAGCGGAAGAGGAAAAGGACAAAACCGAGCUCCUCCUGGAGCGGCUCAAGGCCCUGGAGGAGGAGAAUUCCGCGUUGGCCUCGGAGAACGAAAGCCAGCGGGGGCAGUAUGAACGCUGUCUGGAUGAGGUGGCCAAUCAAGUUGUGCAGGCGCUUCUCACCCAGAAGGAUCUGAGAGAGGAGUGCCUGAAGCUGCGAACCCGAGUGUUUGACCUGGAGCAGCAGAAUCGGGCGCUGGGUGCUCUGUUCCAGCAGAGGAUCAAGCCCGCCUCAGACCUGCUUCUCCAGAAACUCCACUCCCGGAUCAUGGAUCUGUCUGCAGCAGAUUUACUUCUUGAGCCAGAGAGAAGCAAGGCCUUCUUGCUUUCCAGGAAUACAGAUUCUCCCUCUAAUGAGGUUCAGUGGAAUGGAAAGGCAGGUCUACCCGUGGCUAAGUGUCUGAGCCAGCUGAGCCUGACAGUGCCAGCGCAUGUGUACCCACGCAGCAGCUGUAGCAGCAGUGAGUUGUCCCUGUCAAGUGCAUGCAGUGAAUUCUCCAGCGGCUCAUACACUUGGAAUGAUGGACGCUCCUGUGGAAAAAUGUCGUCCCUGACCUGGGAGAAGAGGCUGAGUUUGGGUUCAUCAGCCCCCAGUAAUAUCUGUGCCCCACCGGAGGAGCAGCCUCCUACAAGGCUCAAGGAGAGCCACAUAUUAGAGGGACUGCGGAAGCUUCAGAGGAGGAAACACAGGAGCUCCUCUGGUUCCUUGAAGGUCUCCAAGUCAGGCGACAAAGACUGUAUGAACUCAAAUGAGGGCAUCUACUCCCUGGGUAUCAAGAGUACCAGCAAAGGGGUAUCCAAGCCUACUCAUGUGGGUAGAAUUUCUGCUGCCGGGGCCAAGAAGUUCUCUUAUGACUCUGAUGAUGCAGAUGAUGAGCUUGCACAUUCCAGUCGCGGAGAUAACAUCCCCACCAAGGACAGCUGGUUAUACUGUAAGAGGCGAUCCCACAGCAUCUCGGAGAGUUUAUGUAGCUGGGAGGGGAUACAGGACAAUGGAGGUGAUACUAGCUCAGGUCCCAUGGCCACGAAACAGCCCUCUGACUAUGACUCAAAAGAGCAUCCUGAGAAACUUCUGAGUUUCAUCAACAGUUUUCUCCCCGCGGGGGGGCGGAAAUCAGCUUUUAGUAAACCAACCAAGCUGCACUUCAACCCUUCUGAUCCAGUGGGUCCCAACCACAUCUCUGAUGUGGAUGAUCCAGAGGAACUCAACUCUGAGUCUAGUAAAAUCCAAAUGUCCUUUAGCCGGCCACCAGAGCAAGCAGAGAGGGACUCCAAGAGGCUGUCAAGGGAUGCUGCUAAGCUGCUUGUACAGCAGUGCUUGAGAAGAGAGCAGGGACGUACCCAGUCAGCAGAUGGGAGGUCCCGGCCUUUCAGCCUCAUCAAGGAGCCCAAAGGGGCAAGAUGCGGUCAGUCUGAAGAGAGUAUUUCAUCAAUAUUUGAUGCAGAAGGAGAGCCCAUUGAACUUUGUACUGAGAAACUUGCAUCGGCUGCUGGGUCUCGAAAGGACAUUCAAGGUAGUAAAGCAAUUACUGAUUACACAGAGCUAGUGCCACGAGAGAGACCAUCAAGGCAAACACCAGCAAAUACUAGAAACUACACUGUUCUUGAAUCUCCAGAAAAGCCAUCUGAGUGUCAGAUGAGGACUAGAAAAAAAAGCAAUAGCAGAGAGGGCAGUGAAGAGAGGCUAUCGAUGCAGCUGACUGCACAAAGGAAGUUAAUCAAACCACCAAACAGCCGAGCAAAUAAAGGCCAUUCAAUUCCUCCCAUGACUAAUAUUACAAGUCCUAAGAGCAGCGGUUCAAAGAUACCCGGUUGUAACAAACCUUCAACAUCCCCACUGCGAUUGUCUAAGGGCUCCGCCAUUGAACAAAGUAACAGUGGGAACUCAGGACCCUCUGGUCAGGAGAAAUCCCCCUCCUCCCCUACAGUUAAAAUGUCCAGGUUCAUCAAGACACCAGGAAACUGCGUAAAGAGCCCAAAGGCGGUAAAUGCCAAACUCCCCAGCAGGGCUGAAUGGAGUAAGGCCACCUCAUCCAGUUCCCCACACCUCUCAAGGAGACACCUGGAGUAUGCUGAUAGUGGCGAACAGCCAACCAGAGACAAACACUGUGAAACCAGCAAAAAUAAACUCAGGUCCCCUUCUCCUCCCCCUCCCCCAGGUCGCUCCACCUCCUUACUGAUCAGACCAAACUAUGAAGGGUCACCUCAAGCACAUAAAACAGGGGUAGCUCAACAAUCCACACCAACCACUGUGAGGGGCCCUCCCCCAAGUUACCACACCUCACUAGUACCAAAUAUGCAAAGUACACUUCCCAUCAAGGAUAAAGACUGUUUAGACUUGGAUGCAGGCUACGGAACUGCACACUCACCUCAGAAACUGGUUGACAAAACCAGUCAGCACCUUCAGAAGUCCCCCGCCAUGAUUCACACAUCUACUAAAGGCACUUCCAAGCGAAUAACCACGAAAGACUACCUCCCUUCUGCAAACUCAGGGUGUGCUCUAGAACCUGACAAUGCACCUAAAAGCUCAAAGAAUGUCCCUCCUCCCUACAGUGCCCUCAGAGGGUCCUCACUUCAGAACUCAUUUGCAAGUAAUAGAGGAUCGGCCCAUGAAAAUGUCCAUCAUUCAGUGCAAAAGACAUCUAUUAGUUUACCUAUAGCACUUCAGGACACUCCUCAAUGCAAAACAGAGCCACAAAAUAGUCAAGUCGUAGUAAGCCCACCCACCUCAAUUAUGAUGUCCCCCAACUCAGUGGAAAAAGCCUUAAAGACUCGCAUCCCAAUGGGGUUCAAAGCAUUUUUAAAAUCUCCCCCCAGCCAUAAAAAUAGUCCCUCUAUACCAGGAAAACAAGAGAAAGAUCAUAUCAACUCAGUCUCCAAGGAGACUGUGACUUCCAAUGCUUCUACACAAUGUGACAGCUUGCAGCCAGUGCACAAUAUUGAUUCACCAUCCAAGAUGCCCAUUACAGAAGGGAAAGGUGAGGUCCAGUUUAGGUUACUGGAAGCGGAAGUACACACUGCUGUGUUACCAGAGGAGGGGGACGUUUGCGAUAAGGGGAAAAGGAGUAGUCAACUUUUCUCUAGAUCCAUAUCGGUUUCUACCAAACCUCAUUUAAAGCCAGCCUUGGGGAUGAAUGGAGCCAAAGCCCGUAGCCAGAGUUUCAGCACCAACUACAUUGAGAAACCCAACAUCAAUGCUCUAGAUGGACCUGGUAAAAUCAGAACACAGAUCAUCACCAACUCAGGUGAAAGGGGGAACUCUCUGUCAAGACAGAGCUCCUUGGAGGUACCCAGUGUUGGGUUAGCUGAGAGUCCUGUCCAUGCUCCCAGAACAAGGCUUAGCCAUUACGGUGGCAUGCUGGGGUCAAAUAGUCAUAACAUUCUUCCUGAGAGAAAUUCAAACUCAGGCCUCAAAGGUGAGGGAUCGCAGGGCUUAGGAAAAGUGGAGACAAUCACCUCACCUACUCAAAAAGAGGUGCGUAGCUUACCCACCAGCGAUAAGACUGGUUUGAACAACAUCCGCAAGCCAGCAAAAGUUGCCUCUCAUCCACAGUUCCAGCCUGCGUCCUCUUGUGUCUACAGCUUGGAAAGCCCAAUGCGAGAGACAGGAGUCAUAGCAACCACCAGUAAUGAGCAAGACUUCAGCAGGGAAGUCAAAACCCAGACCGACUCGCCAAACAAACUCCCAGAUGUGGAGGAUAAAAGAAUCAGCUCCACCGUCUGCACUAUCGAAGAGAAAGUCAUGAUGGGAAUCGAACAGAACCUGCAGAAAUGUCAAGAACAGGAGAAGGUUGCUGCCAGUGAGGCCAAACAGAAGACAGGCCCCUCUCUGGCAAACUGGUUUGGCCUCCGCAAGAGCAAACUCCCGGCCCUGAGUGGUAAGAAAACAGACUCCCCCAAGGGGAAAGAAGAGAAGAAAGAGCUGAAGAUUGGAUCUGUGCUUGGAGGCAAACAGAUGAAGUCUGACAAGAAGAAGGACAAGAAGAAAAAUGAGAACCAGCAGAGAGACAGUCAGGAGGUUCAGACGCUGUCUGAGGUGAACAACAAGCUGAGCUCCAUCAUGGACCACUGCAACAAUCAGAUGGGUCAGAUCGCCAGUCAGAUCCAGUGUACGACAGCGUUCAUCGGCAAGGACCAGUUUGUGAAAGAGCUUCUCGGCAGGACUGCUGUGAAGGGCAACUCGGGGGCUGGGUCGCCGCCUGGGAUGUCCACACCCAAGAAGCACAGCGAAAUGAAGGGUGAUAUGGAGAUCUGUUCCGAUACUGCUACCAUCAUAAUGACUCAGAGGAUCAACCUGAGGGCUGAAAAUGAGGAGGCACACAUCCCGGACACAGCCUGUCAAGAUCACAUGAUAGGCUCCGGCUGUCAGAUGAGAACCCUGGACAGCGGGAUCGGCACCUUCCCCCUCCCCGAUUCCGUCACCCGGGCCAGCGGUCGCCACAUCCCGAGAUCCGAGUCCAGCCCCGAUGGGGUGACCGCCAGCUGCUCCGAGCUCGACCCGGCGCCUCUCUCAUCUCACCCAGACCCCUCGCACCCCGACGUGAAAGUGCCUUCCCUCCCAAAAACCCGCGUGCAUGCCCCCACUAGCCUGGGUCACUCCCUGUCCGACCCCACUGUGACCUGCGGCAGCGACACCCAGGACACCCACAGCCGUCUGCCCAAAUUAGCAACUUCAGACGCCGUCAGGACAAAGAGGUUGAGUCUCUGUGCUCCACGGAGCGACUUCUCCACGCAGGACAAGGAGAGAGAAACAGAGAGGAAGAUGAACACCAAGGACUAUGAUGCUCCUGGUGAAAGAGCCCUGCUAGUGUGCACGUACUCGGGCAGCAGCAGCAGCAGCAGCGACACCGAGACUGAACUCGGGGGAACCGGAGGCACUUUGGGCUCGCCGCGACGGACGCUGAUCAGCAGGACCAAGAGGAGCGACUCUGGUCCAGUCGACCAGAACGAGGAGACGCUGAAGAGGAGGAGCGCGGGGAAACCCCUGUCGAUCAUGGACAUCUACCAGCAUGACGUGUACUCACAUCUGGAGCUGGACGGCCGGAGGAUUUCCCAGUACAACCUGUUGCACAAAGAGGUUUCCCUCGACGGCAAAGCGGGAGACAGGCUCAGUAAGGAGAUUCCCCUGGAGAAACCGCCGGCCAGCGCAAACCAGCCCCUCGGCUCCCUCGACUUCUCCCUCGAGUCCCUGAACGAGCUGAACCACAGCAGCUCCAGCAACUGCGGCCUCUAUCUUGACGCGGGCCCGGGCGGCCGCAGGGGCUCGGCACCGAGCGCCGAGGACCGCUGCAAGGUGGACAAGCCCCCCUCCUCCUCCGGCUUCUCCGGCAGGCCCGGGGCGGAUCCGGCGGGCUCCCUGAGCGACUCGCUGUACGACAGCUUCUCCUCCUGCACCAGCCAGGGAUCCAAUGACGUGUGAGGGGGCAAAGAGUCCAGGGGGCCAGUGCUCCGGUUGAAGGAGUCCAGUCCAGGCCUCGAGUCUGGUUUCGCGGGCCUCUGAGAGCUCUCCUCUUUCUUUUUUGAAAUUCCAUGAAUUGAUUGGCGGGAUGCUGAAGGGCACACGAGGCCUGCGGAGUGGAUUUUCGGAGCAGUCUGGUCUUGAAAGCGUCUCUGACUGGACCUGGGUAUUGUUGACCUCAGCCUUGCCCCCAACAACAAGGAGCCCUGUCCUCUCUACACACAACACGAAGCACUUAGCGGGGGUCGCGAGGACCACGCCUCAACCCAAACAGCCAAACCAGGAUUUUUUGAUAGUUUGACUCUGGGUGUACGGUGGACUGGACAGCAAUACAUAACAUUGUCUCAUUGCAAAUGUGUAGUUACCCCUUUUUAUUCCCCCCAUGCUGGGGACCUUCUUAUCAUUGCACUGUAACAAAUACUGUACAAAGUUUGUAAGGAGUGUAAAGUGAAAUUUAUUUGCGAGCAGCGAUGAAGCAGGACGUCUCUCGGAGGCAACGUCGGCGUACACUUGCAACAAAAGAAUGUUGCUUCGAUUGCAUUCCUGUUAGCUGAAUUCAAAAAGCCAAGGGGUCAUUUUAUUGUUUUGCUGCUAAGGACAUUGCCCAUUGACCUGGUUCAUUUCUCUUUUUAUGAAGCAAUAUUUUUUUCUAUAAACUCAAUUUCUGUUCAUUUUAAAUCAUUUUAAAGGUAAAUCCUGUUGCCAAUCGUGUCUCUGUGUGUGUGAUCUUUUGAGCAGUUAUGCAGCCGAUGGUGGCGUACAACACAAAAAACACAGCAACAAAUGUUUAUUCAAAUGGCCUUUCAGGUAACACAACUCUUUUUUUUUUAACAGUAGAUAAUCUCACGAUGUCAAUGGAAGCGGCGCAUAUUGUGUUUCCACGCGGCACACUGACUAAUGUAUUGGUGUUUCGGUGACGCAGGUACAACGGACGACCAACGCUUUUGGCUUGAACGCACCCCAGUGUCGUUGUUGGUAGCUCAGGGAACAAACUGGACUCAUGUAGAUUGUAAGACUUACAACGCAAACUUCAGGAAGACGUUGGCAAACACAAAUACACACUUUUCCUUUUGUUUGAGUUCCUGACACAAAACUCCAUAAUCCGCACGGUCUAGUUCAUACUCUCACAUAGCGCGGCAAACCGAAAACUCUCCAAACCUCAGUUCUCCGUUCAUAGUUGUAUAUUAUGUUCUUUAUGUAUAUAUUAUAAAAAAUGGCUAUAAGUUAAUAUCAGAAUGGGCAUUGCUGAUUGAUAUAUGCAAAUGAGAGAGAAAAAAAAGUUGUUUGCCAAUCAUCCAACCAAGGUUUUAAGUCUGCUGUUUAAAAAAAUAUAUUUUUUUUAGUUCUGGAAUUCUUUAGGGGGUCUUCUUGUUUUUCGAAAAAGAAAAAAAAGUCUUUAUUUUGACCAAUAAGAGCUAAUACUGAACUAUUGUAUCACUUUAUUUUAAAGACAUAUUUGAACUUUAUAGGCUGACGUCGUUACGCCAAAUUUCUUCUCUGGGAAUUUGACCAGCUGGUGCUAAUCAUCGCAAUCGACUUGUGUUUCAACCUUUUUUUUCUUUUCUUUUUUUCUAUGAAACUGUUAAUAUUGUACGAAGAGAGUCUGCAGAGGACUCGUGUAUUUUUCUAGAUGUCCAGUAUUUAUACCCACAUUUUUGUACUGUCGGACCGUUGAGUGACCGUCAUGCUUCGCCUCUCUCCUGAAAUGUCCCCUGGUUCCUUUGUAAAGAGAAAUGGCAACCAGCAGUGUUACUUUGGUAAUUAUUAUUAUUAAUUAUUAUUAUUAUUAUUAUUAUUAUUAUUACUACUACUACUGUGUGCAAUUCUGUCUGUUACACUAGACUUUAAUGCUAUAUAUUUUAUGUAACUAUUUCCUAAAUAAAUAUGAGAAACUAUUUCCUAUUUCAACCUGA